GCCAGUUGUUUGCAGACCACAUGCGCGCUCCACCAUCUUGCAGUCGCCUUCGCCCCGUCGAUCGACCAGCCCUCCACAUCACCGUACCCGCAUGUUACCUGGCCGUCUGUGAUGGGCCUGCCCUGCAAUCCUGCCAUGCAUGCCAAGCACGCACAGGCGAGCUGACCUGCACACGACCGUUAGCGGUAGAACGGAUAGGAAGGCGGUUCUGUAGGCCCCAGGAUCCCGUCUGGGUCAAUAUGGAUGGUUGCCGCCUCGGACAUACUGUGUCUGCUUCGGUCUGUUGAGCUGCCCCUGCUUCACCAACAGCUCCCUCGCCGCUUUUCUAUCCUGAGCGGUUACUAGGAGUGGAAGCGGAGGCUAAGCAAAGAAUUGGCCCACACUGGUACUAGACCGUCGUAGAAGCUCGUCCGUCUUAUCGGGACCUUUCUGCGUACCUCCUCGUUUCUGCAGGUUAUACGGACAUUAGGAGCGGGACCAAUCUUUGCGACACUGCGCUUGGUCAGCCUCAACCUCUUUUUUAGCUGGCAUUUGUUUCGAGUUUAAGAGAAAAUCACGGGACGGAAGUGGGCACUCCCAGACCGCUUUCGACACUCACGGGAGUAAAGAUGAAGGGGACCUUUGGAGCAUCGGCCAUGGUGGUCGCCAUGUGCUCGACGCUGGCCGCCGCCCAAACUUCAUGCCGAAACGUGCUGGCCCCCGCCUACAAGCCGCCCGUGGUCGCGGCUGGGUGGCAGGCCCAGAUCGUGGCCUCGGGCAUGCAGAAGCCCCGGACGCUCGAGUUCGACAGCGCCGGCGGCCUGCUCGUGCUAGACGCCGGCAGGGGUGUUUUCCGCCUUACCUUCAAGGACAACGGCGGCACCUGCCUCGAGGUGGACCAGACCACCGUGGUCGUCAACAACACAGCGCUCAACCACGGCAUGGCCCUCUCAACCGACGGGCGCACGCUGUACGCCUCGACCGUGCAGUCUGUGUUCCGGUGGUCCUACGACGCCGGCACGGGCCGGGUGGCAGCGGGCGGGCCGCAGGAGGUGGUGGCUAACAUGCGCAACAACGCGCAGACGACGCGGACGCUGCUCAUGUCGCGCCGCGCCGGCGGCCAGCUCGUCGUGACGCGCGGCAGCUCCGCCGAGCUCGACCCGGCCGCGCUCAGCCUCGACUCGGGCCUCUCGCAGAUUCGCGCCUUCGACACGACCCGCCUGGGGCCCGGCUCGGGCGCCAUGGACUUUGCCUCCGAGGGCCGCCGGCUCGGCUGGGGCCUGCGCAACAGCGUCGCCGUGGCCGAGCACCCCGUGACGGGCGGCAUCUACAGCAUGGACAACACGGCCGACGGCAUCGUGCGCGAGGGCGUCGACGUCUCGUUCUGGAACCCGGGCGAAGAGCUCAACUUCCACGGGUACCUUAACGGCUCGACGCAGGACCAGGGCGGCAACUACGGCUACCCGACCUGCUUCGCCGUCCGCAACGUCACCACCAUCCCGAACAGCGGGAGCCUCAAGGUCGGCGACCAGUUUGGCGCAAACACGGACGGCUCCAACAGUGACGAGGCCUGCGCCGCAAACUACACGGCGCCGCGGCUGACAUUUCCAGCACAUUUCGCACCUAUGGACAUAAAAUUUAACCAGGACGGCAGCACUGCAUUCCUGAGCUUUCGCGGGUCCUUGAACAAGAGCAACCCUGUCGGUUACCUCGUUGCCGCGGUCGACUUCGACAAGGACCGUGGUGAGCCCACCGCCGAGAGGACGAGCGUCACGAGCCUCAAGCCCAUCAUCUCAAACGACCUCGUGGGCCAAGGCCACACCUGCCCGGACACGUGCAUGCGGCCUGUGGGUAUGAACUGGGACUCGAGGGGCCGCCUUUGGGUCGCUGCCGACUCAACGGGUGAGAUCUACGUGCUCGAGCGCCAGUCCGGCACACCGACGGACUCGGACUCGGGCGUCAUGGUCACCAAGCCUGCCAACAGCGCCGCCGCCGCGGCGCCGUUUUUGUCAUGGAUUUUGGCUGUGUGUAUGGCUAUGGCCGCCAACACGCUGUUGUGAAUGCUGCGAGCCGCUUAGAGUGGCGGGUUGGGGAGGGGAGGCCGGGAAGGGCCAAAGUGGCAAAGACUUGUGAGAGAAACCGUGCAAUGCUACUAGGAACAACAGUGAUCUGCAACAAGCAAAUGAGUAUAUGAUUUGUAAAUUGCUCGGACGCAAGCUGGCAUCUGCUAAGUGACAUUCUAAGCAUGGAGUGG
Messenger RNA from Gaeumannomyces tritici R3-111a-1, 2233 nucleotides. RefSeq lists its product as hypothetical. The record is from RefSeq and is a predicted model, not a curated record. The coding region runs from base 609 to 2039 and encodes 476 amino acids. The transcript is spliced from 3 exons. Lineage: Eukaryota; Fungi; Ascomycota; Sordariomycetes; Magnaporthales; Magnaporthaceae.